AUGGCACCACAGUUCCCCAUCCUUAUCAAGAGGAACAUCCACUUCCCCUGCUUCGGCUUCUCCAAGGAUGUCCAUGUGGAAGAGAUCAAUGUGGGGCCUAGGGAUGGAGCAAGUAGACCAGGUGGGGUGGUCAUCAGCUGGAACUGUAACCUGGGCCUGCCUGAAACCGACUACAACCCCCACUACUCCUUCCACCGCCCCGAUCCCAAGACCACUGUCCCAGGCAGUGGCACUUGCAGUCCUGCAUCCUCCUCCUGCCCUCCCUGGAGGUCUGCGAAGUAUUACAAAUGGAACGGGACCCACACACGAGUGUUGAUCAAGGCCUGUGGGAUCCAUAUUGAUGUCAUCGUGCAGGGCCAGGCAGGGAAGUUUAGCCUGAUCCCCACUGUCAUCAACCUGGCCAUGGCUCUGACCUCGCUGGGAAUGGGCUCCUUCCUCUGGGACUGGAUCCUGCUGAGCUGCAUGAACAAGGACCAGGUGUACAGCAGCAGGAAAUUUGAGCAGGCACCACCCUAG
Molecule: messenger RNA, 516 nt
Organism: Rhea pennata
Lineage: Eukaryota; Metazoa; Chordata; Aves; Rheiformes; Rheidae
Product: P2X purinoceptor 2-like
Exons: 5
Coding region: 1-516 (171 amino acids)
Biological process (GO): calcium ion transmembrane transport
Cellular component (GO): nuclear inner membrane; plasma membrane; signaling receptor complex
Molecular function (GO): extracellularly ATP-gated monoatomic cation channel activity
Source: RefSeq, a predicted model, not a curated record